Molecule: messenger RNA, 1880 nt
Organism: Gossypium raimondii (Peruvian cotton)
Lineage: Eukaryota; Viridiplantae; Streptophyta; Magnoliopsida; Malvales; Malvaceae
Product: putative pentatricopeptide repeat-containing protein At1g53330
Exons: 1
Coding region: 252-1664 (470 amino acids)
Molecular function (GO): protein binding
Source: RefSeq, a predicted model, not a curated record
CAUAACAUAUGAGAUAAUGUUAAAGAUGGCAUUUGUGUGAGAGUGAAAUGAAUAGAGAUGGGAUAAAAUGUGGUUUAGUUACAUUCGAAAAUAAUAUUGUUUUGUUUGUAAAAUGUAAACCCAAACCACACAUCUAAAUUUUGCACAUUCUGAUAUAUGGAUCAUCAUCAUGUUUGUUUGGCUCUUUCAAACUUCCAAAUCCCAGAAACCAGAAAGAACGGAAUAUAUAUAUAAAUAAAAUCCACACUCAAAUGCAACAAACCAAUGCCGAAGACAUGAAAAUUCCAAAACCCAUCUCUCCUUUUAGGCUCUCCUCUCUUCUUCGCACCCAAAAAGACCCAACCCUAGCCUUCAACCUUUUCAAAAACCCAAUCCCAGACCUCCGUCCUACCGCUAAACCUUUCCGUUACUCCCUUCUUUCCUAUGACCUCAUCAUCACCAAGCUCGGUCGCGUCAAAAUGUUCCAAGAAAUGGAACAAGUUCUUCACCAACUCAAAAGCGACACGCGCAUAGUCCCAGAGGAGAUCAUUUUUUGCAAUGUCAUCAAGUUUUAUGGUCGGGCCAAGUUACACGACCGUGCACUGCAAGUGUUCGAUGAAAUGCCUCAGUAUCGUUGCCCAAGGACCGUAAAGGCUGUGAACUCGUUGUUGCAUGCGCUUUUGACAAGCGAAAAGUUUGAUGAUAUGAAGCAAGUGUUUUUGGGUAUGGAAAAAUAUGCCCGCCCGGAUGCUUGUACUUACAAUAUAUUGAUCCGUGCCUGCUGUUUAAAUGGGUGUUUGGAUGAUGCUUGGAACCUGUUUGAUGAAAUGCAGAGGAAAGGCGUGAAGCCAGAUCAGGUGACGUUUGGGACGUUGAUUAAUGCGCUCUGCGUGGAAUUGAAGAUAAAGGAAGCGUUUAAGUUGAAAAAUGACAUGGUUAAGAUUCAUAAAGUAUCUCCAAAUACUCGUCUUUAUGAGGGGAUGAUUACAGGGCUUUGUAGUAUUGGUGAGUUGACUUGGGCCUUCAGGCUUAAGGAUGAAAUGAUUACGAAUUAUAUGAAACCGAAUUCGGGUAUAUACAACACUUUAAUUAGUGGGCUUUUUAAUGUUGGGAGGCAGGAUGAGGCUUGCAGGGUCUUUGAGGAAAUGGAGUUGAAUGGGAUUAAACCGGAUACAACAACAUACAAUGUGAUGAUUAAUGAGUUUUGUAAGGUGAAAGAUUUUGGAUCAGCUUAUAGAGUGCUUAAAGAAAUGCCUGAUAAAGGGUGUAAACCAAACAUCAUUAGUUAUAACAUGUUGAUUGGCGUGUUAUGCAAAGAUGGGAAAUGGAGUGAAGCAAAUGAUUUAUUCGAAGAUAUACCAGGGCAGGGGUGUAAACCUGAUGUUGUGUCCUAUAGGAUGCUUUUUGAUGGGCUUUGUGGUGGAUCACAGUUGAAGAAAGCAGCAUUCAUUUUGGAUGAGAUGGUUUUCAAGGGCUAUGUACCACAUUCUGCAAGUAUACACAAAUUUGUUUCUGGGUUGUGUCAGGUAGAGAACAUGAAGUUAUUAUUCAGAGUUUUGGAGAGUCUAGCAAAACGAAAUGCCGUUGAUGAAGGUACAUGGUUAAUGGUGGUUUCUAGGGUUUUCCAGGAAGACGAUCAUAAACUGUGUAUUGCAUCUCAGAUUCUUGAUGAUCUGCUGCUGUAGUGCUGCAUUAUCCGAGUUGGUAAUUUGAUACCCUUAGGCAACUAUAUCAUUGGUUUGAGAAACAUCUGCGUACAGCCUGUGAAGGAAGUUUAGGGGUAACAACAAUCAUCUUGCUCUGGGUUUAAAAGCCUCCUACAAAUAACCCAAGCAAUAAUUGAAUUAAGUUUCUCUGUAGUUAAUUAAACUAAAUAUAAUAUAGUGAGGAUUGAGGUUUUA